Toxotes jaculatrix (banded archerfish) is the source of this 1125-nucleotide messenger RNA. RefSeq names its product aquaporin 10b (gene aqp10b). The record is from RefSeq and is a predicted model, not a curated record. Lineage: Eukaryota; Metazoa; Chordata; Actinopteri; Toxotidae. The transcript is spliced from 7 exons. Bases 25 to 1125 code for a protein of 366 amino acids. Gene Ontology annotation, cellular component: basolateral plasma membrane; plasma membrane. Gene Ontology annotation, biological process: water transport; glycerol transmembrane transport. Gene Ontology annotation, molecular function: glycerol channel activity; urea transmembrane transporter activity; water channel activity.
CAACCAGGUAUUAAAAAAAAAAACAUGUCCUACAAAGUGAACUAUUCUCCUCUCCUACAUGCACACACACCACCACCUCAGCCAUGCCAUAAAGUGUGUGACGUAGCCUACAGCUCCAGUAUGAAAGGGCAAACUCUGCCCAGUCAGGCAGACGGUGCAGUGCUGUGCGGGUCAGAUCCACCUGAUGACAGCGUACCUGCUCUGAAAUCUCACCUGUGGCCGGACGGUGCAGAGGGAACCUCAGGGAUGGAGAGGCUGCUGAAGAAGUGUCAGAUCAGAAACCAGCUGGUCAGGGAGUGCAUGGCCGAAUGCCUAGGAGUCUACAUCCUGAUUCUGUUUGGAUGUGGCUCCGUUGCCCAGGUGACGACAACUCAAGAUAAGAAGGGGCAGUACCUGUCAAUCAAUCUGGGUUUUGCUCUUGGAGUAACCUUUGGGGUCUUCGUGUCUCGUGGAGUCUCAGGUGCCCAUCUGAACCCUGCUGUCACUCUGAGCUUGUGCGUUCUGGGCAGACAUCCAUGGCUGAAGCUGCCCUUCUACGUCUUCUUCCAAGUGUUUGGAGCCUUUUUGGCCGCAGCCACCGUUGGUCUGCAGUACUACGAUGCCAUCCGGACGUACAGCGGAGGCGAGCUGACAGUCGCGGGUCCCACUGCCACAGCAGGCAUAUUCUCCACCUACCCAGCUGACUACCUCAGUCUGUGGGGUGGUGUCGUGGACCAGGUGAUAGGCACAGCUGCAUUGCUGCUGUGUGUCCUGGCUCUUGGGGACCAGAGGAACAGCUCCCUCCCUGAUGGUCUUCAGCCUGUCCUGGUGGGAGCAGUGGUGCUGGUUAUUGGCAUCUCGAUGGGCUCAAACAGCGGCUACGCCCUCAACCCUGCCAGAGAUUUUGGACCUCGGUUGUUCACGUACAUCGCUGGGUGGGGAGUGGAUGUGUUCAAGGCUGGAGGAGGCUGGUGGUGGGUACCUAUAGUGGCUCCUUGUGUCGGAGCACUGUUGGGAACACUGAUCUAUGAGUUGAUGAUUGAAGUCCACCAUCCUCCUGCGCCGUCUGAGCUCCAGACUUCGUGUCAGGAGGCCACUGAAGGCAAGGUGGGACUGGAGCUGGAGGGGGGUGGAGCCAGGCUGUGA